AUGGAGCAGAUAAGAAGCAGAAGGAGCAGAGACAAAGCAGAAGAAACAGAGAAGGAGUUACCUGCAGAAGUUGUCGUCGCCGGAGAAGGAAGUCGUGGACGGAGCAGGGAGCUGGACGCCUCGCUAGAGCAGGAGCAAGAAGACGCCGCUAUGUUGGUCCCUCAUUCGUCUUUCGCUGACGGUCCCCAGCAAAUGGAAGUAGUUGCUCGAGCAGGGACUUCCAUUACGGUUGAGAACCAGCCAGUUAAGGAGAAAUUCAGGUGGAAGAUUGAAGAUUUUUCUAGUUUGAACUUCGAUGAGGAGCACUACUCUGAUAUCUUCGCUGGCGGGGGUUUUUUGUGGCGGAUGCUCAUUGUAAAGGACCGAAGUUUUUUGUCCAUGUAUCUCGAAGUUGCAGAUUCAGUGAUUUUGCCUUACAAAUGGUCUAUUUGCGCUCAAUUCAGCUUGGCUUUGAUUUGUAUAGAGGAUGAAAAAAAAACUUUUGCUUACCUAGGGAAAGAUGUUGUUCUGGACGAAAUUUGUGUUUCAGAUUCUUUUACUUUGUCAGAGUCAGAGACAGAUCAUCAAUUUAAGGCUCGAGCCAGUCGCCAUGGUUUUCGGCGGUUCAUCCUUACCGGUCAACUAUACAACAGGGAUACCGGGUAUAUUGUGGAAGACACACUAAUUGUGGAAGCUAAGGUUGCUGUCAAAGCUGUUUAUGACUCGAAAAAGGAAACAGGUUAUGUUGGACUUAAGGAGAAAAGAGGAACUCGUUACAUGAAUUCUCUCCUCCAGACUUUGUACCAUAUCCCCUGCUUUAGAAAGGUUGUGUACCAGAUUCCAACAACUGAGAAUGAUAUGCAAUCAGAGUGCACCCCCCUGGCUCUUCAGAGCUUAUUCUAUAGGGUUCAGAACGGUGACAACAGUGUUGCGAUGAAAGAGCUUAGAAAGUAUUUUGUAUUCAAGAAACAUGAUGUAUUGGAAUUUAAUAGUGUUCUUUUUCAAAUGCUGGAAGAUAAAAUGAAGGGAACUGUUGUGGAGGGUAGUGUACGAAGGUUGUUUGAAGGGCACUAUGUGGACAAGUGUAUGAAUGAGGUAUCCUUUUAUGGUAUUCGGCUUGAUGUCAAAGGUUGUAGAGACGUCUUUGCUUCUAUUGAUAAGUUCGUGAAAGAUGAAUGCCUCGAGGACAGUAACAAGGCUUGUGAUGAGCAACGUGGGCUACAGAGAAUUGAUCAUUACGAGUAUCCUCUGCAUUUGAACCUCGGAAAAUAUUUGUCGCAUAAAAAUCAGGGAGUUGAUGACAUUUAUACACUUCACAGUGUUUUGGUUCACGGUUUUCUGUGGGAACGAGGACCUCAUUAUGCUCUUAUCAGGCCAACCCUCUCUGAUCAAUGGUGUUUCAAGUUUGAUGAUGAGCGGGUAACAAAAGCUGAUAUGAAGAUGGCCUUGGAAGAGCAGUAUGGUGGUAUGGAACAGACAAAAUCUGACUCCAGGUACACUCCGUUUGAUUCGAUUAUGCAUACCAUUGCCUACAUGCUUGUCUAUAUACGUGAAAGGGACAAGGAGAAAAUAUUUUGUGACAUGGAUGAGAAGGACAUAGCGAAAAACAUUAGGUUAGGACACUCGUUGUGGAAGCGAGAACAGGAAAAAAAAGAGCAAGAGAAGAAGGAAAAGGCAGAGGCUGAUUGUAUAACAAUCAUAAAGGUUGCAAAAGAUGAGGAUCUCAGGGAGCAGAUAGGGAGGGAUAUUUAUUUUGAUCUUGUGGAUCAUGAUAAACUCCUGAGCUUCAGUAUUCUAAAAGUAAUGCCUUUUAUAGAUUUCAAGGAAUAUGUUGCUAAAGAGUUUCGCAUUCCAGUGAUGUUCCAGCGCUUUUGGUUGUGGGCCAAGCGUAAAAAUAAUACCUAUCGUCCAAGCAGGCCAUUGACUUCUCAGGAAGAACAACUAUCUGUUGGACGGUUAAGGGAGUUAUCAAGUAAAGAGCAUAAUGCAGAACUUAAAUUAUUCUUGGAAGUGGUGCCAAAUCAGUAUAUUUUAGACGCUAUUCUCCUUUUCUUUAAGCUAUAUGACCCAGAGAAAGAAGAGCUCCGGUAUGUUGGAUCGCUUUUUGUUUAUGGUAGUGAUAGGCCUGUGGAUAUUCUAACAGAACUAAAUGAUAUGGCUGGCUUUGGUGCGAAGGAGGAAAUUGAACUUUAUGAGGAAGUUGAGUUCAAGCCUCGUGUCAAGUGUGAGCACAUUAACAAGGAACUCACUUUUCAAUCUAAACAGAUUAUAGAUGGGGACAUUAUUUGUUUUCAGAAGUCUUCUGCACUUAAGAGUUCUAAACAAUACCAAUAUCCUGAUGUUCCAUCAUUUUUGAAAUAUGUUGGGUCUUCCCAAAAGGUUUAUUUCCGACGUCUAAAGAAACCAGAGGAGGAUUGUUUUUUGCUGGUGCUGGCAAGUUUUUGCACAUACGAUAAUAUUGUCAAAAAAGUUGCAGUCAAACUUUGUUCGGUUGAUCCAUCCAAAAUUAGGCUCACAUCCCAUAAUUGUUUAAAUCAUAGGCCCUAUCCCCAACCGAUUGUGUACUCGGCCGUGGAGUGUUUAGCAGAGAUGCUGUUCUGCGGUGAACAGAUUUCAAAUAUCUUGUAUUAUGAAGUAUUGGAUACUCUGCCAAAAUUGAUAGGUUUGCAUACUCGGGCAGUUGCUCUUCAUUCGCCCUUGAAGGAUGAGCCUAUUAGUACUGAUGUUGAGAAACUCAGGUCUCAACGGAAUGAGUUCUAUGUAUCUCUCUUUCUUACUAGUUUGGAUCAUACUCUAAAGGGCCACUUGUUAGCUGGGGAGACUAUCCCUACUCUGAAUGAAAAUUUCUCCAGGCUACAACGCAUGGGUCAUUCUGCCAAAUCUAAAUCCUUAUCUAAGGAUAAUUCAGCCUUUAGUGAUGGCUGUGGUCGUGGUCGUUCUUAUGGUGGAGGCUGUGGUUCAGGAGGGCAUAGUAAUGCUGGGCAACAAGGUGAUCAUCCUCCUAGACAAUGCUCAUAUUGUGGUAAGCCCAAUCAUACCAUUGACACUUGCUGGGCCAAGCAUGGAAAACCUGAAUGGGCUAAACAGUUGGCCAAUCAUGCCUAUUUUGAUGAUGGUUCUGAUACAAUACCUCCAAGUGACUCUAAGUCUGGUCCACCUACUAGUGAUGGUUCUACCUCCAACCUUCAUGAUGAGGAUCUUCACACGAGGAAGACGAUUAGUGGAGGGCGUGAAAAAGAUGGACUGUACUACCUCUCUAGUGCUGCCCCUACUGCUUCCACUGCUACUACAACUGUUGAUGGGGUGUCUGCCUUUCAAUGGCACUAUAGGAACUGUCGUGCUUACCUGGCUACUUUGAAGAAGAAGUCAGAUGAAACCCCUAAAGAAGGGAUUCAAAGUGACAAGAAGAUUGGAUAG
Molecule: messenger RNA, 3396 nt
Organism: Telopea speciosissima
Lineage: Eukaryota; Viridiplantae; Streptophyta; Magnoliopsida; Proteales; Proteaceae
Product: ubiquitin C-terminal hydrolase 12-like
Exons: 28
Coding region: 1-3396 (1131 amino acids)
Biological process (GO): protein deubiquitination
Molecular function (GO): protein binding; cysteine-type deubiquitinase activity
Source: RefSeq, a predicted model, not a curated record